Plasmodium knowlesi strain H is the source of this 2658-nucleotide messenger RNA. RefSeq names its product methionine--tRNA ligase, putative. Lineage: Eukaryota; Apicomplexa; Aconoidasida; Haemosporida; Plasmodiidae. Bases 1 to 2658 code for a protein of 885 amino acids. Gene Ontology annotation, molecular function: methionine-tRNA ligase activity; ATP binding. The transcript has a single exon. The record is from RefSeq and is a predicted model, not a curated record. Gene Ontology annotation, biological process: methionyl-tRNA aminoacylation.
AUGAUUUUAUACCCCCACAAGUAUUUGCCGAAUACGGUAAAAUGCAUGCUGGCGGCGCAUAUUUACAGUUUCCCUGUGGAACUGUCCGAUGAUUUUUUCUACACAAGGAGCUUUGACAUAGAGAAAAGUCUUGUGGUGAAUAAGAAGCCUCUACUGGUUUAUGAAAAUAAUUACGUGAGUUCAACGAAGGCUAUAUGUUUUCUAUUCCAUCGUUUGCGCAAUGCGGAAAGUAAGAAAUGUGUGGACAAGAAACUACAGAUGUACAUGUCGUGGGUAGAGUGGAGUGACAUGUUGGAGAAGCACAUCGAAGUGUUAAAUAAGAAAAAAAUAAUUGAUAGUUUAGAUGAGUUGGAAAGUUAUUUAAAAGAAAACCAAAAUAAAAAUUUCAUAUGCAGCUGUGAACAAGACUCUCAAGGGGAUGGUAACGACAAAAUAACCUUGGCAGAUAUUUUUGUUUACAUUUCGCUGACCCACUGUAAUAUUGAAAUAUGUGGGGAAAGUUGGAUACAUAUAAACGAAUACAUACAAAAAAUAAAUCAAUUGGAGUAUGUGCAGAAAAUUUUAAAGGAUGUAGAACAUAUUUAUAAAUAUAAAAAUAUUUAUAAUUUAUUUAUUUCAAAAAUUCAUGAAAAGAAUAUAAACUCUUAUUUGAAGAAGGAGAAAUUUUACAUAACUACAGCCAUUAACUAUGUGAAUGGAGACCCCCAUAUUGGACAUGCUUACGAAAUAGUACUGGCAGACGCCAUUGCUAGGUAUCACAAGAAUAUAGGGAGGAGGGUAUUCUUCACCACAGGUGCUGAUGAGCACGGAAUGAAAAUUGCAAAUCAGGCAGCAAGAAAUAAUCUUACUCCACAGGAAUUAUGCGAUCAAAAUGUACUUAAGUUUAAGGAGUUAAACAAAUUACUCCAUGUGGAUGAGGAUUACUACGUGAGAACUACUUGUGAUAAGCAUAAAAAAAUUGCGCAAGAAAUUUGGACGAAGUGUGAGCAGAACGAAGAUAUUUAUCUGGGUGAAUAUGAAGGAUGGUACAACGUUCGUGAGGAGACAUACGUACCUGAGAACGAAGCGAAGUUAAUGAAUUAUAGAGACCCACUGAAUAAUAUUAAGUUGGAAAAAAUGAAAGAAUCAUCCUACUUUUUUAAAAUGUCGAAAUAUCAAGAAAGGUUAAUUAACUAUAUACAUGAGAAUCCACAUUUUAUUCAACCGGAACAGAAAAGGAAUGAAAUUUUGCAGAGACUGAAAGAACCCUUGGCUGAUUUGUCCUGUAGCAGAACGAAAUUUUCGUGGGGAAUUCCUGUCCCAAGUGAUAACAAGCAUGUUAUGUAUGUAUGGAUGGAUGCUCUCAUAAAUUAUUAUUCUAGUUGCUUCAUCAUGGAUGGGAAGGAAGAUUAUUGGCCUGCUGAUGUUCACCUCAUCGGCAAGGACAUCGUGUGGUUUCACACAGUUAUCUUUCCCUCCAUUCUCAUGUCAGUAAAUGUGGACCUACCGAAGAGUGUAUUUUGCCAUGGAUUUGUUCUAGCUGGGGAUGGGAAAAAAAUGUCCAAAUCGUUAGGCAAUGUGAUAAAUCCUUUUGAAAUUAUAGAAACUUAUGGAUCGGAUGCUUUUCGCUUCCACGUUAUUAAGGAGACCAAGAGAGGAUUCGACAUGCGCUUCGACAUUGAUAAUCUGGUCGAUAUGUGUAACUCCGACUUAGCCGACACGAUUGGAAAUUUGGUCCAGAGGACCUUAUCCCUCUGCCAGCUAUCAAAUGAGUCGAAAAUUCCUCCGCUGUUUGAGGAGUACAACAUCGACUUGCCCUUCAGCCUCCUCCACUUUAUUAACAGCGUGGAGUUCCACAUGAAGACUUAUUGCGUCCAAGUGUGUUGUGAAAAAACAGUAAACGUGUGCAAAGAUUUAAAUAAAUUUCUCACCGAGUUGGCUCCAUGGAAAUACAAAAAUGAAGAACAGAAUAAAAAAUUACACAUCAUUAGGAUUAUGAUGGAGGCCAUUUAUUUAAUUGCCCAUUAUUUGGAUAUUUUUAUUCCAUCCAUUGCUUCACAAAUUUUCAAAAAAUUAAACACCCCUAAGAAGAGUAUCGUUGAUUUAAAUCCCUGGUUGAAUAACCUCCAAGAAGGAGCACAAAUUAAUAACGAUAAUAUUUUAUUUAAAAAAUUCGAGGUGGAAAGUGCGCAAAUCAAAAUUCAGAAGGUCGUCAUGCGUGUGUGUAAAAUUGUAAAUAUUGUAAAGCAGGAGGAAAAUCAAAAAGCAUGCACCAUUUUUGAAAUUGAGGUCGAUGAUAAUGAGAAGCACCUAGCUGUUUUGUAUCUUCCCACACCCCCCAACUGUAUCAACACGUUCACCGUUGCGAUUAUGAAUAUAAAGCCCAUCACCAUUAACAACAUCACCGUUAAUGCUAUUAUUCCGCAUGUCAAUAAGGAAGUGUUUACCUUUGCGAAGGAGACGAAUAUGCAGACGGGGACAUUAAUUAAAGCAAAGAAUUAUAAAACGCUGGUAAAGCAGCGGGAUAAUUUAACCAAAAAGGAAGUGAAUACUUUGGAUCUCUCCAUUAUUAAUGGCCACUGUUUUUUUGAGAAAAACGUGCCCUUGGUUUUCGCCUCAUCGGAGGAUAUGCCGUUUUACCACUCCACGCAGAGCAGCGGGCCCCUCAAGUUUUUUUGA